AUGGGAGAACGUCUAAAGGCAGCAUUGAGAGGUUACCUAAAAUAUAGACUGAUAAUGAGGAUCAUUGGGGCGUUUGUAGGAGUAGCCGUGGGAAUCGCUGGUUGCAUUGCGUUCGCCAAAGUGUUUCACAACUACAAUGCCGCCGCUUGGGCUGGAGUCUCUGCACUGUUUGCGGUUGUUUUCCUACACUUGCAUUUUGCGGUUCGCCGAGAUAUAGAAAGAAUCAUUCCANGACGUGGGUGUGCGUUGCAGGGUGGUAGGCGUUUUUUUUAGCGUAUUAUAUUUUCCUUUUGCGGUGAAGUUUCGUUAAUAUUUUAUUUCCUUGCCCCCCCCCCCCCGCCCCACCCCCGGUUGAAGACUAAUGGAAUUGUUCAGGGGUAUUUUAUAAAAAUUCAGGAUUUCUUUAGAGGUAGAGUUAAAAAAUAUGUAAUUUUUGGGGGGUGAAGCUGUACAGUACCGCAAAUGAUCCCCAGGCCACAAUUGAUCCCCAAAAUGGAUCGUAAAUGAUCCUUUACAGUGAAUUAACCCCAUUGUUGACUGCAAAUUAAUGAUCGCGAGAGGAAAGUCAAAAUGGCUUGGCAGUGGCGUAGCUACCCAUACCCACUGUACGCAAGUGUGUUCCUGAAAAAGUUUUGCACAAAAAAUAUAUAAAAUGAAUAAAUAAUAUAAAAUAAAAAGUUAAUUCUAAAAAGAAAGCAAAAUAUCUAAGAAUAUUUAUUUUAAGAGCACAGUUUGCCUCAAUUUAGUCAACUCUGGUUAUUUCUUUGAAAUAUAUUUUUUUCCUAAAACAACAGAUUUUUUCCUCUCCACCCAAAUGUCGGUUUCCAGGGAAAUGAGGUAAUUCAUUAAUGGAGAGAAUCUUGAAUGACAUACCGUAAAAUUUCGAAAAUAAGCCCCGGGGCUCGCACAACAGAACAUUGCAAAUUUGCAAGCCAUCAGAUUCACUUCAGAUUUCAGAUUCAAACUCUAUAGAGACUUGACCAAAACAGAACCUUUUCAAUUUGGUUUCAUGCAUUGCAUCUACUUAAAAACGACAAAAAAACCCGGUAACAAAAUUAUUGGGAUUCCUGACGAAUCCAGAAAAGUAUGUAGCCUUGUUGUGCAUCAGUCAAUAGACCCAUCUCGUAACAAAGUAUUUUAUAAGUUGCUAAUGUCAUUUUGUAUGCAGGAAAAAAUUCUUAGGCUUACAACAUAAACAAAUCUUUAAUCAAGGAAGUUUUUUUUGGGAGGGGGUGGGGAGGCAAAACGAUUUGGAGAAUUGUGCGUACCUCUGAAAAAAUCCCAGUUACGCUCCUGCUUGGACUCAAGUUACUGGAUCAUCAUGUCUAGUUUAUUAUCACAGCAAAAACUAUUAAAUGCAAUAAAUUUGGCUUCACAAAUAGUUGGAAAAAAGAAAGUAUUAAACUGUAAAACUACAUUCAAAACUUUGUCACAGCAUCCAAUGAAACACAAAUAAUAAUGGAUGUAAACAAGACAUAAAAUUAAAAAGUAUCAUUGAAAAAAAAAUAGCACUUGAAAAGCAAUGCAGUGUCAUAUUGCUUAAUUACUGGUAAGCAUUUACUGUGGAACUCACAAAACUGGAACACCAGAAAUAUUUAUAGAAUGUUAUUGUGUUGCGAGAAAUUGAUCAAUAAGGCGUAAGAUAACUAAACCACAAAUAGCAACAGUAAUUAGUUUGUGGUUUUGAGGUUUGCUCGCGUAUCCUGAACUUUAUUGUGAUUCGCCAGUACACAAUCAACAUUCCUGAAAAUUUUCAGGUGUUCACGGUUUUCUGAGUUUGACAGUAAGCUGAACUGAACGAAACUCCAACAUACUGUACUUAAAUUAGAAAUGAUAUCUUUCAAGAAGAAAUUUCUCAAAUCCAGUGUACAUGUAUGGAAUACUCAGUAUCAACUUAGGAAGAUGAUAUUUUUUGUGACUACAAAAGUCUCUGAAACUGACCCCAAAUAAAAAUGUGCUCUAGUGUGACCCCUCUUUGAAGAAUUCUGACAUAGGCACAAAAAAUUACGCUUACUUGUUCCUCUGUUUCUCAUUCCCUGUUUUUGUAUCUUUGUCGCUGUCUCCAGCAGCAAAGGCACAAGAAAUGAAUACACACACUCGCACCAAUAACUUACUUAUAGCUCUAAGUCAUGACAUUUUCACUAGCUGUAGCUGCUAGUAUUUUGACAUUACCGGAAACCUGUACAACGCGACAAAUUGGGGUCAUAUUUCUGCAUUCCUCAGCAUUAAAAUAAAAGACAAGUUUCCUGCCUUGACCUCCUUAAACUCCUGUCUUAAAUUUUCACAGCAAAGUUCAACAUCAAUUGCUAAAUAGAAAGGAGAAACAAUUUCCUAAAGAAUCAGAAUGGUUAUUUAUCAUUUUAAUUCAGUUCAUUUCAUUGUUUUACCCAUUGUUCAAGUUGACAGCACCAUUUUCCAUCCAUGCCUAAAACCCAUUCCAUUCCUCUACUUUUCACAUGAUCAUUUGCAGUCAACAAUGGGGAUCAUUUGCGGUACUGUACAAAGCUUUAAGACAGAAUCCACCAGGACAUUGAGUAAUUUUGAUUUUUAGUGGACAAAAGUCUUGUACCAGAAUAAUUUAAAGCAUAUUAUUGCAUUCUUUCUUACAUUUUUCAAGGGCUAAAGCUGUAAUAAAUCAUCUGUAGUAACACCAAAAAAAAAAUUUCUUAUGGGAGCCCGAGAAAGUGAAUGUCAAUUUUCACAAAAUUACAUCUUACACCUGAAAUUUUCAGAAUUUUACCUGUGUAAUCACAAUUCUUGUCAAAUUUGACACUCAUUUUCUCAGACUUCCAUGAGAAAUUUUCUUUGGUAUUACUAGAGAUGAUUUAUGACACCUUUAGUGCUUGAAAAAGGUAAAAAAUAAUGCAAUAUUCUUUAAAUUUUUCUGGUACAAGGUUUUUGUCCUCAUUAAAUUUAAAAUUACUCAAUUUCAUGGUGGAUUCCAUCUUACUUUUUAGGAAAUUCUUCAGGGGUGGACCCUUAUUCUUUAGGGAGUAGACCCAAGCCCUAGGAUUUCAAAGUACAUGUAACGAUCAUUUCCGGUACCAUGUCAUUACCAUGAUCUUAAAAUAACGGAGCCAAAAAAUAGUUUCCCAGGGACAUUAUCCGGAUAUAUUCAGGCGAUAUACCACUCAUAUUCUUAACAAGUAGAGCAAUUCUUUGGUUAUGACUCGGCUUAUAAACGAAAUUAAAACAAUACCGUUAUUCUAUCAUCUGUCAUCUUGAAUUGUUCCCAAAGUGCAUUGCACAUUACUGAUGACUCUCACAUGAAAGAUGUUUUACAGUUAACAACAGCGAUUGUUAUGGCUUCCAGUGCCAAGAAAAAAAAAUAUGUCUCCAAAAGUUUAAAAACAUUUAGAAGGUGAUCUUUUGGCGGCGAAUUCACUAUUGUAACUGAUGAUGAGGCCCAAAUCUCUUUAACUAUGAAAACACAAGAUCUUUAGUGAACAUUUCAAGUGAGCAUACUUCUUCAGUUGCAUCGAAGAGGAGUCUGGAGUUUUAGACACUUUAAUGCACACACAUUUAACACUUAAAUUGACCUUCCUCUCACACUUUAAUAUAGACAUUGAAGUUUUUCGUAAAUAAUAGUACACACUGACGUUCUUUAAUUUUAAAGUACGUUUAACAACUUGUCUCUGUUCAUUAAAAGAAAUAAAAGUGGGUUACUAUGAAUUUACGCGGAACCAAAAAAUCGUUACAGAUGGGUUUCCAUGAUCUCGGGCACGGAACUGAAAAAUAUUGUUAUUCAUGGGAUUUGAAAUCGUAGGGCUUGGUAGACCCAUAUUGUAUGGAAGCUCUUCAGGGAUGAAUGUAAUUUUUAUUUGAUCUAAGCUCGGAGGUAAGAAGUCCUUAACCAGGGGAUAGGGGGGGUACAAAUUUUAAUGAAAUAGCCCUCGUGUGAAAGUAGUUGGAAUCCCUAACUUAUUCCUCCACAGGGUGUCAGUAUCUAAAGUUGGGCAGAAACAACUUGUCAGAAGCAUGCCUUUCCCUUGUCAGUACAAAGUGUGAAGUAGUCUAUGAGCAGUUUGCAUAUAAAAAUUUGCCACCUUCGAGGAGAGGUGUUAUGCAGUGGAAGGAGAUUUUGGCAAAUUGAUUUUCAGUCAUGCAAGCAACCUCAUUCCCAAGGUUCUCUCUUACUCAAGGCAUGAAAUUAUUCAAACUUCUAUAUUUCCAAGAGUUUGUAGCUAAACUAUAUAUAACCAAGAUUCCUUCUUUUGGAAAUUCAUCAAGGUAAAGCUGUGAUAUUGUGAAGCUGGCUUUUCAUUUUAAGCCCAAAGGGUGAAUCAAUAUCAAUGCUUCAUACACUGUUCAUGUAAAAGAAACUAGUAAUGAGAAUGAAGGAAAUGAUUUUUCGAGAUGAAUUUCCUUAAUAUUUUAAACAAUUUCCCUUCACCACUUCCAUAGAAAGCAAAAAAGGGCAACAAAUGCAAAUUUAAAUUUUGGUAUUAGGGUUUAAAGGGUUAAUUUAGUGGGAAAUACCAUUGUACAUGCUUCUGCUGGGAGUGACACUGUUGUUUCUCAUUUUUGACAGGAAUUCAUACAGAUCGAAAUUACAUCGUGUGCGUUUGGAAUUUUAUGACCUUCAAGUGGGGUUUAUUUUCCUUCCUGGCAGCAAGGAAAUUUAGAAUGCUUUACUUUGAAAUGGAUCCCCAAAGUAGAGGCCUUGUGCAGGAAGCCUAGUAAGAAAGUGAGAUGAUUAAAAAACAAUACCCUUUAGUCGCAUCCUACAGUAUAUCCAAUAAUAGAGACUGAGGACCAGCGAAGAGUCAAAGACCCUGCUGAAAAACAAGGAUUUUUAACACCAAGCUCUUGUUCCCCAACUUCUUCCUUAAAGGUUGGAAUAAGAUGGUACACUGUAUGUAACACUUAUCAUGCUGACAAUCCCUAAAUAUACUUCUCCAAACAAGUACCAUAUAUAACAGAAUUGUUGCAGACAUUGAUGUUGAGAACAUCGCACUAGGAUCCGUUCUACACAUUUUAGUGGAUAGCUUGCACUCUUUUAACCUUAAAAUCAAAAGUGGCUCAGGGCUUACCGUAUUUAUUCGAAUAGACACCCAACCUCCAAUUAGCACCCACCUCGAAUAAGCGCCCAUCCUAAAGGUAGAAAAAGUUAAUAAGCGCCCAGCCUUGAAUAAGCUUCGCAUUUUCUUAUUACCAAAUGUUUUGUUGCAAAAUAAACCUACUGCACUUGCUGAAAAUGGUGAAAAUUUAAUAAGUGCCCACUCUCAAGGUCAAUGCAAGGUCCAAAAAUUUAAUAAGUGCCCAGGGUGGUUAAUGGAAUAAAUAUGAUAAUUCCCUGGCAACCAGGGUGUAUUAGAUAUAUCAUGCAAAUAUUUAUCUCACUUCAAGCUAGAAAGACCAUAAACACAAAUAAAAACACCAUGGCUUAAUUAGUACAUGAUGCCAAACAUAAAUCGCUGAAUUGGUAGCUAGCUUCGCUGUAAAAAUAAAUAUCCUUCUACUUGCCACAGCGGCCAAAACAGUUGCAGCUUGGAGUGCUGUCUAGGUGUCCCACAUUUAAUAAUAAAGUGGUCAGCAAAUAGAAAAUGCUUUGAAUUUUUUAUCAUGAUUCAAAUUCUGUUUUUGCAGGCUAGAACCAACAAAAACUAGUCUUUAUCCAUUCCUGGAUAAGCUUUAAAAAAGUUUCAGGGAAGGUGUGUUCAUGUAGUUUUUAUUACAAAACAAGUGACAAAUGUGUCAUUUAGGUUCUUACUGUUCGUACGAAUUGUUUGGGUACCAAACGUCCGUGGGUACGAAACGUCCGGAUUUCAUUUAGGUCACAAAAAGUCUCAAUGCCGUUGUUACACAAUCAAGGGUCUUGUGAAGCUCUUGUCUUAGCAUAUUAAUAAAUUUUGCAGUUCCUUUAAGUUAUAGAGUACAGAGAAAGUGAGCCCAGUUCAGACACCAAACUUUUGAACAUGAAAACUUCGGCGUCUGAAUCAAUUAGAAACGCCUGUUUCAAUUUGGAACGGCGCAGCCAUUCCUUUCACCUAACCGGCCGGGAAUUUUGACUCUGGAUCGACUUUGGAACGGCUUUGACUCAGAUGCCAAACUUUUCAUGUACCAAAACAAAUGCAUAAAUUAUUAUUUUGAGCAGUUUGACAAAAAUGAAUAUUUUUCUCCCCUUCAAUUUAGCUCGGCUGGAAUUAAGAUCGGCGUCUUAAAAAUGUGGGUCAGCCCUAAUUCGAAUUGGGUUCGGUUCAUGAAAAGUUUGGCGUCUGAACCGGGCCUAAGAGUGCUAUACUGUUAAUGUCGUUGGCUCUGGUUCUUAUAAAACAGUACCAUGGUAAAACAGGUGUGGUUCCAUGCCACCGUUAAAUUAUUGUUUCUUAUCUCCUGAUUGUUCAAACCGGUUUCCAUUUCCCUGAAGAAGAUUAUAAAAUCGGGAUUCCACUGUAAAAUUAAUAAUCCCAUUGGCGGAUCCAGAUCUUGAGAUAAGACGGGAGGGGGGGAAGCGGUCUCCUCUGGGGCCUCAGUUUGGUUUAAAAAUACAGAGGGCCCCCUCCCCCGGAUCUGCCACUGAAUCCUGCAGUUAAGCAAAUACAUGAUAAUUAAUGUGGAACUGUGUAUGCAUUUCUUUUUGCUUCAGUAUUCAUUUUUAUACCAUCUACUACACAAGAAUGAUGGAUUAAUGAUUGACUGAUUCUCACAAACAUGCAUCUACCAGUUGGCUUAUUAGCUCAGUGGACCUUUUUGACUGCAGUACCUUUAAUUUUUCAGGGUUUAAUUUCUUGCAAGAAGUUAUAUGUGACCCUUAAAGGGCUCAAAAGGGAAGGUAAAAUAUCCCUGGAGUAAGAACGAAAUGUGGUCGUUUCGCCCGGACUGAAGUCGAUUUGCCCGAUGACAAACGACAGGGGCGUAGCCAGCUUUUCGACUAGUUGUAGCCUGGCUGUCUUUCAUUUCCACAUAUCCUGUAAAUUGCACGCAUUGCUAGUAUGUACUGACCUUACCAACACUUGGAGUUCUUAAGCUAUUUAGCUCACCCCAGCAAGGCAUAAUCAUAGGCUCCUGGCAUAAUUCAUUACAAGCGAUAGAGUGAUACAACCAAAAAUUUGAAGGCUUGGGCCUCCAGGUCUGCGGGCUGGCUACACCCCGAACGAUACUCUACAACACGAAAUUAUGAUUUUUAGUUCAGCUUGGAUACUAUUGCUGCGAUUGCUAAAAAAGGGCCCAGCGAUCUGACAGGUCUUAGCGAUCUCGAUAAUUACAUGCGAGAUACUAAAACACUUUACAUAAAACUGAGGUCUAAAUGUAAGUCAGCGAUCACAAUACAACGAUCGCUUCGUUGAUCUUUAAUAUAUUUUGUGUGAAGUUUUCACUGAAAAAAGGUUGUUGAUCCACAUCCAUAGUCACUUUUGUUUCACGCUUAUUCCUUUCCUUAUUCCAGGAUUUCAGAACGACAAAUAAACAUCGGGCGAAUAGGCCACUUGCACUAAGAGGUCACCUGACUAAUGCUUCUUUUAAACAAUGAGUUGGAAUCUUGCUGAUGCCAAAAAUUGUUAGAGCACACAAAAAUUAUCUUACACCCGAAAUUUGAGAGGAAACGCACUUAAGGGAGAUAUUUUAUGGCACUUUGAUUUUUCAGCAAAGUAGUAUGAUUUGUAUUGGCCGCCAUGUUGGAGGGCAUGCUUUUGCCCUCCAACAUGGCGGCCAAAACUACUUUUUGCUUAUAUCUUGUUCAACGUUUCAUAGUAACGCUCAGAUGUGCUGUAAACGUUAUCACAUCAUCUUUUCAACAUUUUCCUUGAAGUUUAAGUGCAAAAUUUGUGUUCAGAGAGAGGUAAUUCAUAAUUUUAAAAAUCACAUUUUGGUCACGUGACCAUUUACGAACUUAUUCAUUUUAAGAAAAUGGUUCGGGUUUGAAAAACCAAAUCACCAUUAUUUUGUUUACGAUAUGACCCACUAAUCGUUUUUCGAAGGCAAAAUCAUAUAACUUUCAUUUUCAUAAAAACGAUGUCACAUGCCUCUUAGUGCAAAUGGCCUAUCGACUUAAUUCCAGGCGAAACAACUGUGACUUCGGGCGAAACGACCUUUUACUGUAAGAAAUUUCCCUUGAAGAUGGGGGAGGACAGGGUGGUCGGAGUUGUUGAGAGCAAGGAGUAGGAAGGGUGGGGGUUCUAAGCAUCCUCGUCCCCAGGGCUUUUCCCUUAAAAAAGGGAAAAGCCCUGGGGACGAGGAUGGGUUCUAAGGCGAUUUUUCUCUCUCUCCCCCCGCGUGUCGCCUUUUCUCGCGUGGGGUGAUUUUCACGCGCGCUCGCGUUUCGCUCGCCCUACUAUCCCUGAGGAAAAAUGGGGGACUACUCGUAGUCUACAAUCGCUGUAAACAAGGAUCAGGAGGACGACGACGCCCUUGAAUUAAUUAACUGUGUCUACAAUUUCACAAAAAAUGUGCCGUCUUCAAGACACUAUCCGUGACCCUGGAUUUCUACUUUAACACAAAGACCCCACAAAUUCAGAGGAAACUAGCGGUGAACUGAGAAAUAGACUUCUCGAUGUCUACAACCUCAGAAUGAAAUCCUGUCAUCUUGAUAACACUAGCAGCGAGCAGCAUUGUUAAGGAGACACUUACAUCUAGAAGGAGCUAAGUUGUUCUAAAAUGACAAAAUCACUAUAAUCUCACUUGGGAGGAACUUGAAUCAGUUUAAUUAGAACAGAUGCAACUUUAGGGUGUGUAAACAAACAACCGCAAAAGAAAACCAAACUCGUUUUGCGGUUGCCGUUUGUUUACACACCCUAAAGUUGUAUCUGUUCUAAUUAAACUGAUUCAAGUUCUUGGAUAAUAGUAAAGUUUCAAAGCAAGUCAAGAGGAAUUUGCAAAACUCAGCAAAAUGGACUUGAACUUCAGUCAGGCAUUCCUUGCCAUAAUUCAGUACACUGCGAGAAUCCUUAAUGCACUCGUUAAGAAGAUUAUUAGGAAAAGAGGUCACCGUCACGCGUCCCGAUCGACCCUUGAAAACAAAAAAAGAAAACUGUUACAAUAAAAUAGACGCCGUUGAAGAAAACACUCGUACAUCAUCACUUCAUAAACAUGAAGAGAGAACAAAAGACAAAGAGAAAAUAGGGACAGUUCCUUGUCACUCCCCCACUAGGCUUACACCUGUCGGAACACGAAAACCCAGCCCAAAUUUCAAUGGGACGGCAAAACAAAUCCAUUCAAGAAACCACGAGUUUUGUUCAACAAUGGCCUCUUGGUGUCGCUUAAGGUCAUGUUAUCUUUUUCUGACUUCUUAAAAAGUACCCUUUUAACACAUUUCCUUUUACCAGUUGAAACUUCUUCAAAACGUCUAAAACAAAACCCGGGCCACGGUUUUAAAAUUUAGUCCGAGAUCUCUGAGGGUAAUUGGGGGCCAUGUAAGGAUUAUCUCCUGAAACAGUCAGAAAUCGUGGUAGUUUAAUUUUCUUUUAUCUCACUUUCAAUGAACCAAUAUUCGAUUAACUGAAGACAUACACAGAAAGAAACAAUGAAAAUAACAGAAUAUUUUCCAAAAAAAUUGGACCACGUGCGCGUGAUCAUGCAAACCACGUGUUGCUGGAAACAUCUGGACAGCACCUGAUUGCGCAAUGACUGACGUGACGUCAAAAGUUUGAAAAAGCUCGCGAUGAUGUAAUGGCGCGACCUGUCGAAACAGAUGCGAGCAGGCGAAAAUGGCCGCGUUUUAUCGCUACUCCUGUUUAUGGCACGGUUGUGGCAAGCAGUGUACAUCUUUAUUAGACUUAAUCGACCAUAUCGAAGUAGUGCACAUAGAGAAGGACCCAAGAGUUCUCGAGAAACAGGAAGCGGCUCAACCUGCGGCCUUACCGCUUUCCUACAUCAACUGUUUCUUCACCGAUGCAGCACGCAAUGCCAUAAAACAGAAGGAGCCAGUUUUGAGCGUUACAGAACCUUCAACGCCGAGCCCCGACCACGGUGUUAUUAAGAAGAAACGCUCUACUCCUCCUAAAAUCACCCUACAAACAAUUAGUAACUCCGAUGUACUUGACGGGGGAGAUGAUGAUGGAAAUUUGAGCGACAACAGCGACGAUUCUUGGACUUCAGAUAGCUUCGCAAGCGACCUGGUGUUGAAUGCUGUGGCAACGGACGAUGGCGAAGGAAAGCGAUAUAUUUGUCCGGUUCCUGGUUGCGGAAAGCGAUACAAGAAUGUUAACGGGAUUAAAUAUCAUGCGAAAUAUGGACAUCGAAAGGACACAAACAGACCCAAAAUAAAAGCUCACAAAUGCCAUUGCGGGAAAAGCUACAAAAGCCCAAGUGGCCUACGACAUCACAUAGUAACGCAACAUCCUACGACCCCCAAGCACUCAGUGCCUCAAGAACUCGAAAAUGUAGCGUGA
Messenger RNA from Porites evermanni, 10328 nucleotides. Lineage: Eukaryota; Metazoa; Cnidaria; Anthozoa; Scleractinia; Poritidae. The record is from the annotation of a GenBank genome assembly.